Molecule: messenger RNA, 2892 nt
Organism: Lontra canadensis (Northern American river otter)
Lineage: Eukaryota; Metazoa; Chordata; Mammalia; Carnivora; Mustelidae
Gene: ABCB8
Product: ATP binding cassette subfamily B member 8
Exons: 16
Coding region: 88-2229 (713 amino acids)
Biological process (GO): transmembrane transport
Cellular component (GO): membrane
Molecular function (GO): ABC-type transporter activity; ATP hydrolysis activity; ATP binding
Source: RefSeq, a predicted model, not a curated record
GGGAUGGGGGCGGGAGCCAACAUGGAGCCCUCAAUGGGAUGAGGGUGAAACUGCCGUUGCCGGCUGCUCGUGUAGUCUCGUCCCAUCAUGUUGGUGCACUUAUUUCGGGUCGGGAUUCGGGGUGGCCCUGUCCCGGGCAGGCUGCUACCACCCCUCUGCUUCCAGACAUUCUCGGCCGUCAGGUCCUCUCAUGGCCGCCACAGCUCCUACCUCCUCAGGGCCGCAGCCCAGCUGAGGUCCCGGCUCCGGGCCCACCUCCUUCGAGCACCUCCACCUCCCAGCCGAAGACCCUGUGCCUGGCGCUGGGUUGGGGGAGUCCUUCUGGGCCCUGUGGUGUUGAGUAAGUGCCCCCGCCUUGGCCUCGUGGUGCUCUGUGAGGCAGAAGAGGCCCCGCCCCCCUGCUCCAGACCUUGUGCCGGGGAGGCCCGCUUUAACUGGAAGCUCUUCUGGCAGUUUCUGCGCCCCCACCUGCUGGUCCUAGGGGCAGCCAUCAUGCUGGCACUGGGUGCGGCCCUCGUGAAUGUGCAGAUCCCCCUGCUUCUGGGCCAACUGGUGGAGAUCGUGGCCAAGUACACGCGGGACCACGUGGGGAGCUUCUUGACCGAGUCCCGGCAUCUCAGCACCCACCUGCUCAUCCUCUAUGGCGUUCAGGGGCUGUUGACCUUCGGGUACCUGGUGCUGCUGUCACGCAUCGGCGAGCGCAUGGCCGUGGACAUGAGGAGGGCCCUCUUCAGCAACCUACUCCGACAAGACAUUGCUUUUUUUGAUGCUUUAAAGACUGGGCAGCUGGUGAGCCGGGUGACAACUGAUGUGCAGGAGUUUAAAUCAUCUUUCAAACUCGUCAUCUCCCAGGGGCUGCGAAGCUGCACUCAGGUGGCCGGCUGCUUGGUGUCCCUCUCCAUGCUGUCCCCCCGCCUCACGCUGCUGAUGAUGGUGGCCACACCCACCCUCAUGGGAGUUGGCACCCUGAUGGGCUCAGCUCUCCGAAAAUUGUCUCGCCAGUGUCAGGAGCAGGUUGCCAGGGCAACGGGCGUAGCAGAUGAGGCCCUGGGCAAUGUUCGGACUGUGCGGGCUUUCGCCAUGGAGCACCGGGAGGAGGAACGCUAUGGAGCGGAGCUGGAGGAGUCCCGCUGUAAGGCAGAGGAGCUAGGCCGAGGCAUUGCCUUGUUCCAGGGGCUCUCCAACAUCGCCUUCAACUGCAUGGUCCUGGGGACCCUGUUUAUCGGGGGCUCCCUUGUGGCUGGGCAGCAGCUGACAGGGGGAGACCUCAUGUCCUUCCUGGUGGCCUCCCAGACGGUGCAGAGGUCCAUGGCCAACCUCUCCAUUCUGUUCGGCCAGGUGGUGCGGGGGCUCAGCGCGGGGGCCCGAGUCUUCGAGUACCUGACUCUGAGUCCAUGCAUCCCGCUGUCUGGGGGCUGCCGCGUCCCCCAAGAGCACCUGCGCGGGGCCAUCGCAUUCCACGACGUCUGCUUCAGCUACCCCAGCCGCCCCGGCUUCCAGGUGCUACAGGACUUCACGCUCACCCUGCCCCCUGGCAAGAUCGUGGCGCUCGUGGGCCAGUCCGGUGGAGGAAAGACCACCGUGGCUUCCCUGCUUGAGCGCUUCUAUGACCCCACGGCGGGUGUAGUGACGCUGGAUGGACGGGACUUGCGCACCCUCGAUCCCUCCUGGCUCCGGGGCCACGUCAUCGGCUUCAUCAGCCAGGAGCCUGUCCUGUUUGGAACAACGAUCAUGGAAAACAUCCGCUUUGGGAAGCCGGGAGCCACGGACGAAGAGGUGUACGCAGCCGCCCAGGAGGCCAACGCCCACGAGUUCAUCACCAGCUUCCCGGAGGGUUACAACACCGUGGUCGGUGAACGGGGCGCAACCCUGUCUGGCGGCCAGAAGCAGCGCCUGGCCAUCGCCCGCGCCCUCAUCAAGCAGCCCGCGGUGCUGAUCCUGGAUGAGGCGACCAGCGCGCUGGACUCAGAGUCCGAGCGGGUGGUGCAGGAAGCCCUGGACCGCGCCAGCGCCGGCCGCACGGUGCUCGUCAUCGCCCACCGGCUCAGCACCGUGCGCGGAGCCCACCACAUUGUCGUCAUGGCCCACGGCCGGGUCUGUGAGGUGGGGACCCAUGAAGAGCUCCUGACAAAAGGCGGGCUGUAUGCCGAGCUCAUCCGGAGACAGGCCCUGGAUGCCCCAGCUCCUGACAUGCCCAGAGGCUCCAGGAACUGCGACCCCAAGUCCUGAGGGCAGCUGUCUGAGGUCUGGUCGCGGCCGAGCAUUGGUGCCCAGGGCCAAGGCUUAGCUCCAGGAGCUGCCAGGGACCAAGCACCCAGGACGGCCAGUGUGCUGGGGUCCAGGCGGCUGCUCUCCCCUACUCACAAUGAGACCUGGGCCUAGCACUGAAGUGGGGGACGUUGGGACUGCUCCCAUCCACUCCUGCUCCUGCUACCAGGCUGCGUCCCUCCUGCUGGAGCCAUAAAUCACAGAGGAGGAGGCAGAGUCCCCAGGCCCCCGCUCUGUUCCCUCCCUCUGCCCAGACCCUCCCGUCCCCUCAGAAAACCUGCCAAGUCUCCCCUCUACCUGAUAGCCUAAAGGUGUCCAGGCCCAGCUUCAGGGAAUCUUUAUAAAUCAGGCUCAGGAAGUGGGAAUGGGAAUUCACACUAGGGUGGCCCACACCCAUGCCAGGACCUCACCUUCCUGGACCCUGACUCCCCACUCUCCUCUGUCCCCACUGCCUCUCUGAGCCGUGGGAGAAGGAGCCCACCCCUUGGACCAGCCCCUCAAACCCAGUCCCCAUUCUGAGAACAACUUCCUUUCCUUCCUACUCCAUUAAGACGUCCUUUUUCUAGAAUUCAUCCCCACCCCCCACACCCCCAUCCAACAGAACAGGUGGGUUGGGACACCGGC